AUGAUAAUGCAGCGCAUCCUUUGUAACGGGUCGCUGCGCCGCAUCGCGGCAGUCCGACCUUUGCUGGUUGGUGUCAACGCCAUGGAGCCGCCAGUAGCAUUUUGUUGCUGUGCCCUCCGCCUAUCACUUCCACCACCCUCAGGCCGUUGCAUGCUGUCAACUUCAGCUAGCAGCAAAGCAGCACACCAGCCAAAACAUCAGCCACCGCAGGAAGAUCCACAGUCCACUUCUGCGCCUUCAACACAGGACAGCCAUAGAGAGGAAGCUGUGCCUGAUAUUGCAGAGGUGGACCCCCUGCAGGACAAGUCCAUUGGCCUGUUCCAGAGGUUCAAGAGAACCUUCAAACAGUAUGGGAAAGUGAUGAUCCCUGUUCAUCUGGUGACGUCCUCUGUUUGGUUUGGAACCUUCUAUUAUGCUGCUAUGAAGUGAGUCUUGUUUUGAUUUGUAUCUCUGCAAGUGUCCUCCAAAUCGAUACCUGAUCUGCUCUGUUUUAGGGAAACUUUGGCCUCUCAAUAAUACUGCAAUGUUUUGAUGCUUUAAAGAAAGGGUGGGCGAUAUGGGAAAAAGUUUAUCAUGAUAUAUAUUUUUUCAUAUCAGUCAAUAUCGAUAUGUAUAGUGGAUAUAAAUAGUCUAUGCAACUGCCAGGUUUUAGAGAUGUAAGAAAAUGACAGCAAGAUAAAUAUUUUCACAACUUUUUCUACCUUUAAUGUGACCUAUAACCAGUACAAGGCAAAUGAAAAACAAACUGAAACCUUUAAGGGGAAAAAUAAAAAACAGAAAAGUUAAAAUAACCUGGUUGCAUAAAUAUGCACACCCUUAAACUAAUGCUUUGUUGCAGCACCUUUGGCUUUUAUUACAGCACUCAGUCUUUUUGGGUAGGAGUCUAUCAGCGUGGCACAUCUUUAUGUGACGAUUUUUGCCCACUCUUCUUUACAAAACUGCUCCAAAUCUGACAGAUUGCGAGGGCAUCUCCUAUGCACAGCCCUCUUCAGAUCACCCCACAAAUGUUCGAUGGGAUUCAGGUCUGGGCUCUGGCUGGGCCAUUUUAAAGUCUCAAUCUUAUUCCAGUGAAGCCAGUCUUUUGUUGAUUUAGAUGUGUGCUUUGGGUCAUUGUCGUGCUGAAAGAUGAAGUUCCUCUUCAUCUUCAGCUCUGUAACAGAAGGCCCAAGGUUUUGUGUCAACACUGACUGGGGCUGUUUUUCUUCAGCUGGACCUGUCGCCUUAGUCAGGGUGGAUGAAAUUAUGAACAGUUCCAAAUACCAAAGUAUGAUGCUGCCACCACCAUGCUUCACUGUGGGUAUGGUGUUCUUUUGGUGAUGAGCAGUGUUGAUUUUGCGCCAAAUACACUUUUUGCAAUGAUGCCCAAAAAGUUCAACUUUGGUUUCAUCAGACCAUAACACAUUUUCCCACAUGUGUUUGGGAGAUUUCAGAUGUUUUUUUGCAAAAUUAUGCCGGGCUAUGAUUUUUUUUGUUUUUUUUGUAAGUUAAGGCUUCUGUCUUGCCACCCUACCCCAUAGCCCAGACAUAUGAAGACAGCGGGAGAUUGUUGUCACAUGUACUACACAGCCAGUACUUGCCAGAAAUUCCUGCAGCUCCUUCAGUGUUGCUGUCGGCCUCCUGGUAGCCUCCCUGACCAGUUUUCUUCUUGUCUUCUCAUCAAUUUUGGACGGACGUCCUGUUCUUGGUAAUGUCACUGUUGUGCCAUAUUUUCUCCACUUGAUGAUGACGGUCUUUACCGUGUUCCAUGGUAUAUUUAAUUCCUUGGAAAUUCUUUUGUAGCCUCACCUGACUGAUAUCUUUGAAUAAUGAGAUCCCUCUGAUGCUGUGGAAGCUCUCUGCGGACCAUGGCUUGUGCUGGAAGAUGUGGACACUACAAAAAUGUCAGGAAAAGCUACUAGAACAGCUGAACUUAAUUUGGGGUUGAUCAGAGGCACUUUAAUUGGUGACAGGUGUUUGCUGACUCCAAUUUAACCUGAGAUUGAAUGUUAUUGGUUAAAUCUGAACACAGCCACAUCCCCAGUUAUAAAAGGGUGUGCACACUUAUGCAACCACAUGAUCUCAGUUGUUUAUUUUUACUUCACCUCCCUGAAAGAUUUCGUGUUGUACAGGUUAUAGGUCACAUUAAAGGUGGAAGAAGUUGUGAAAUUAUUUAUCUUGAUUUAAUUUUUUACAUGACAAAAACCUGGCAGUUGAACGGGGGUGAGUAGACUUUUUAUAUCCACUGUAUCAUGAUAUAAAAAAUCACUUGUUAAUCUUAAAUGUUUCCUGUUACUCUUGAAUAAAAUUUAAAAUGUACUAGUAAUAAUUUGCAGUGCAUAUUACUCUGCUUCAUGUGCGACUUCAAAAAUCUAAAAUACCUCCACACCACCGAUGUUUUCGUGCCAGUGUUAUCAGCAAUGUCAUCAUCUGUUGAGCCUUCAUUUCUGCCGGGGGUCGCACUUGUUCUCUUUUCUUCUCACCGACAGUGCUGUCAGCUUCAUGUGUUAAAGUGCUGUUGUUGCGUGUAGCUGCAGCCUGCUACUAUGCAGUUGUUUGCUACUUCAAAUUCAAAUUCAGCACAUGAUUGGUUCAGCGUGGCGCAGACCCAGAGCAACUCCCCUUUUCAUUGGCUAUUCGUGUGGUUAUCGAAAAGGAUAUUGACCAUGUUUCAAAAUGAUAUUGAGGGAAAUUAAUUUUUCAUAUCAUUAUCAUUUUAUCGUCCCGCCCUACUUUAAAAUUGUACAGAUUGGAUAUUUCCUCUAAGGCCUACUAGCAGAAGAAUUGAGGUACUGUGACCACUAAAGUCUUUUCCUUCUCGAGCAGCUACUUUCCUUUUUUAUUUAUUUUUUAAUCUAAAUACAGUUCAGUGUUGUCAGUGCUCAGCAUCAACAGAGUAAAAAACACCCCCAGGAUCAGCUAGUUUAGCUGUGGCACUCUGUUUAAAAUGGUUCAACUUUUACGAGACCACUUUGUCAGCUCAUGAUCCCAGUUAAUCAAAGUGAGACAGCACUCAUGAUAUUGCAUUUAUCAACAACAGCCUGCACAGAGAAGAACUGAACCACACACACUCACCCUUUUUGGAGGCUCAGCUUCCAGAUGUAGAGCUGCUACUCUUUCUAUUAAAUGUUGAAAUGUUUUUUCUUUUUCAAAUACAAUUCAGUGAAAGCCAAUAUGAAGCAUGUUAACACAGACGUAAAAGUAAGCAUCAUUGAGAGGUGCUCUGAGAUUAAGGUCACAGGUGCUGUGAGUGCAAAUAACAGUGUUAGUGGACAUGACUCCAGUGCUGGUUUUAACCCUUUGAUGCAUUAUUUCCCACCAGAAAGAUGAGUCAAGUAUUUUGAGCAGCACCGUCAAGCUCUUUCAAACAAAAACACAAGCACACUCACCCAAAGAGAGGUCUGCAUGAGCUGGGAAGUUUGUGUGUGCCUCAUGCUCAGAACUCUACACUUCAAUAAUGGCAGCUUGUACUCAUUGAUCUGAAUGUUCAUUUCAAUUUUCAUUCCUUUUUCAAGAACAAAAGUACAGUUAUAAAUAAAAUAAAAAAAUCCUAUUUGGCACUUUUCCACUGUUCCUUAAACCAUGUCCCCUCUGAUCUUUAUUCCUCAUAGAGGUGUGAAUGUCGUGCCAUUCUUGGAGAUGAUUGGUCUACCAGAGUCGAUUGUUGGCCUUUUGAGAGACUCCUCAGGAGGCUACGCUCUGACUGCCUACGCCAUGUACAAGGUAAUUCCUCCAAGAUCUCUGCUUUUUAAAGGUGCAGUGUGUAGAACUGGGGAUAUCUGCUAAAUAUGACACUAUCUGCUAGAUUGCUUCUUUGGUCCCCCCCUAUGUUGGUGAGGCUAUGGUGGCCAGGUGAAGUCAAAAAGACUGUUAAUUAUUAAGUAUUAUCCUUCAUUUUUGAAGUGUUUGUCUUUUGUCAGGUGCAAAGUUAAUUCCCCAAACACAAAAAAAACAUCUGUUACUAUUUUGUCUGCUCUGUGCCACUGUAGAAACAUGUUAGAGCAGGAUGGUGUCCUCUAUUGCGGGGGAUCUCUUCCUCUCAGAAUCAUUUGAUGUCACCAAUAACAAAAUGUUUGUAAUAUAUAAACAAAUGUAAAUAUACUCACCAAAUUUUGCUGGUUAUUCACCUUCAAGACAUUUUUACAAUAAGUAUUAACCCUAUUAAAAAAAGUAUUAAAAUGUGUCAGCAAGAGUGUAAUUAAAGGCAGAUUCAAGUGUCUCUGUAUGGACAUGUUGGAUUCAGGCGUCAUUCUGUGUUUCCGCAGAUUGCAACUCCUGCUAGAUACACAGUGACUCUGGGCGGCACAUCACUCUCUGUCCAGUAUCUCCGCAAGCAUGGCUACUUAUCCACACCACCGCCGGUUAAAGAAUACUUCCAGGACAAAAUGGAGGAAACAAAGGAGAAACUGACAGAAAAGAUGGAGGAGACAAAGGAGAGAUUUUCUGAGAAAAUGGAGGAAACUAAAGGACGGUUCUCCGAAAAAAUGGAAGAGACCAAGGACAAGCUGUCUGGGAAAAUCCAGGAAACCAAAGACAGAGUCACAGAGGGGAAGGCGUUUUUUCGAAAGAAAGGUGAUUAG
Messenger RNA from Xyrichtys novacula (pearly razorfish), 4556 nucleotides. Lineage: Eukaryota; Metazoa; Chordata; Actinopteri; Labriformes; Labridae. The record is from the annotation of a GenBank genome assembly.